AUGUUGGCACCAAUCAUCACCAAGGACAUGCGAUUGUUUCCAAUGCAAAAGAUUCCUGUGAAAAAUGUUCGCAGUCGGGCGCAAUCCUUGGAUCACUUCCAUCAAGUUCAAAACAGUUCGACCACAAUCGACAGGCUAGUUCCUGUAAAGCCACGAAGUUCCGCUUCAACUGGAAACAUCUCUCAAAAACCGUCCACAAGUCGCAGCAGCAAGACAGUGGCUGUUGUCAAAUCUGCUCCGAGAAGCCCACCGAAGUCAAUGAUGUCUCGGAAAUCUACACUGUCGGCGAUUCAGGAAGGUGUCGAGCUGGCCGAUCAGCCAUCAUCUAUUGGCCACAAAUUAAUCAGUCAUAGCAGAAGGUGAGAAAGAAUUCAACGGCAAAUUAACGGCAUAAAACCUUCAGCGAGUCAUCGAGUGUUCAAAUUGGAGCUUCACCGAAAAUUGCGAAAAGCGAACCUAAAUCACGCAGCAGGCCUAACUCAGAAGAUGACAGUUCUGGCGAAAUAGAACCGGAUGAGGAAGAGACAAGAAAAAAACGCGGAGUUCUCAGAUGGAUCACAAACACUUUUCGCAAAACAGCACGCGAUAAAACGACAGAUAACAGGAGCACUUCUUCAGGAUAAUGUACGUUUACUUCCUUUUGAAUGCACUGUUCUGAAUAGCUUUCUUUACUUAGGCCUGUUUUUCUGCUUUUUCUAUUUGUUCUCGAACUUUGCCGCUCUCCCCGGUGACUUUUCUUCUUGCGGACGGGUUGAUUUCAUAACAAUGAAAGCUAGGGAGCGCAAAAACAAGUGGAAAGCAAGCGUACACGUGUGAAAUCUUGAGAAUAAAAUGGGUAUUUUACAUUUUUGAACUUAAAUUUCCAAAAAAAAAGUUUUUUUGGCAAGAUUGAGGAAAACUACCAAUCAGUUGCCAGAGUCGAUACAUUUGAUAACGUUUAGAGAGGUUGUAAAAAUAUACAUUUUCAGGAAUGA
Messenger RNA from Caenorhabditis sp. 36 PRJEB53466, 974 nucleotides. Lineage: Eukaryota; Metazoa; Nematoda; Chromadorea; Rhabditida; Rhabditidae. The record is from the annotation of a GenBank genome assembly.